Messenger RNA from Sinocyclocheilus anshuiensis, 2171 nucleotides. It is a transcript of the gene pax7a, whose product is annotated as paired box 7a. The transcript is spliced from 10 exons. The coding region runs from base 161 to 1729 and encodes 522 amino acids. Gene Ontology annotation, biological process: regulation of transcription by RNA polymerase II; anatomical structure development. Gene Ontology annotation, molecular function: DNA-binding transcription factor activity, RNA polymerase II-specific; RNA polymerase II cis-regulatory region sequence-specific DNA binding. The record is from RefSeq and is a predicted model, not a curated record. Lineage: Eukaryota; Metazoa; Chordata; Actinopteri; Cypriniformes; Cyprinidae.
AUUCGGCAUUGUCCACUGGUGUGUGUUUUGGAUUUCUUUUUACCUUUUUUUUUUUUGGGACCUGUUACAGUUUCCACGGCGCAAACAACUCUGGAGCUUUCUGUGCGAUUGGUUUCUUUCAUUUAUUAGUGAGAGAUUCAAUUGUUUGGGGGUAGCUGGAAUGGCUACUUUACCAGGAACAAUUCCUCGAAUGAUGCGACCAGCACCUGGCCAGAACUACCCACGAACCGGAUUCCCGUUAGAAGUCUCAACGCCUCUGGGUCAAGGUCGAGUGAACCAGCUCGGUGGAGUUUUCAUCAACGGAAGGCCACUGCCAAAUCAUAUUCGACACAAAAUAGUGGAAAUGGCUCAUCACGGCAUCCGACCCUGUGUGAUCUCCAGACAGCUGCGGGUCUCACACGGCUGCGUGUCCAAAAUCCUCUGUCGCUACCAGGAGACCGGUUCCAUCCGUCCGGGAGCGAUAGGUGGAAGUAAACCAAGGCAAGUAUCAACGCCCGACGUUGAGAAGAGAAUUGAGGAAUACAAACGCGAGAAUCCAGGGAUGUUCAGCUGGGAAAUCCGGGAUAAAUUGCUGAAGGACGGGGUGUGUGACAGAGGCACGGUUCCUUCAGUUAGCUCCAUUAGUCGGGUUUUGAGAGCUCGUUUUGGCAAGAAAGAUGACGAUGACGAGUGUGAUAAAAAAGAUGAAGACGGAGAAAAGAAAACCAAGCACAGCAUCGAUGGGAUUCUCGGGGAUAAAGGUAACCGUACAGAUGAUGGCUCGGAAGUGGAGUCAGAGCCAGACCUGCCCCUGAAAAGGAAACAGAGACGCAGCCGUACCACCUUCACAGCAGAGCAGCUGGAGGAGCUCGAGAAGGCCUUUGAGAGGACGCACUACCCCGACAUCUACACUAAGCAGCUGGAGGAGCUCGAGAAGGCCUUUGAGAGGACGCACUAUCCCGACAUCUACACUAGAGAGGAGCUUGCACAGAGGACCAAACUGACCGAGGCUCGUGUACAGGUCUGGUUUAGCAACCGAAGAGCAAGGUGGCGCAAACAAGCAGGAGCAAAUCAUCUGGCAGCAUUCAACCACUUGUUGCCUGGAGGGUUUCCACCAACUGGCAUGCCAACCUUACCCACCUAUCAGCUUCCAGAGUCAGCGUAUCCCAGCACCACUCUCUCGCAAGAUGGCAGCAGUACAUUGCACCGGCCGCAGCCUCUGCCGCCUUCCUCCAUGCACCAGGGCGGACUCUCGGCUGACAGUAGCUCCGCCUACGGCCUCUCAUCCAACCGCCACACCUUCUCCAGCUAUUCAGACACUUUUAUGAGCCCGUCAGCUACAAGCAACCACAUGAAUCCCGUGAGCAACGGCCUUUCGCCACAGGUGAUGAGUAUUUUAAGUAACCCCAGCGCCGUCCCGUCCCAGCCUCAGCACGAUUUCUCCAUCUCUCCUCUCCACGGCAGUCUGGAGGCGUCUAACCCCAUCUCAGCGAGCUGCAGCCAACGUUCAGACCCCAUCAAGGGUGCGGACAGUCUGGCCUCCUCUCAGUCCUACUGUCCCCCCACAUACAGCGCCACCAGCUACAGCAUGGACCCCGUCACUGCUGGAUACCAGUACAGCCAGUACGGCCAGACCGCUGUGGACUAUCUGGCCAAGAACGUGAGUCUGUCGACUCAGAGAAGGAUGAAGCUGGGCGAUCAUUCGGCGGUGCUGGGACUUCUGCAGGUGGAGACGGGACAGGCUUACUGAGUCCGAUCACUACACACACACCUUCACAUGCUCUCAGAUGCACAAACACCUCCUCCGACCAGCUGGAGCUCUUCAGUGCAUCCGCCAGCACGAGCGUGAGAGGCUUUUACUCUGAUUCUCAAGACAAGAAACUUGCCAUUCCAUUUGACGUGACCUUCUCGUGAUUCUGGGCUUGUCUUGUACCUCUAACUCGGACAAGAGGACCAUGCAACGGCUGCAGGCACGUCGACGGACGCAAGGACGCAUUCCGAGCCAUUUCCAAAACGUACUUUCACCUCGCUGUGCAUAGUCGUGUAUGAAUCUCUGUGUCAUUACAAUGGAUAAUCUCGCUUGUUUUCUAUCGAUAUUGUUAUUACAGUUGUUGUAAUUAUAAUUAUCGUAACUAUUGUUUCGUUUCGUUGUUUCAAGAUCCACACGUAGCAUUUUUUACUAAUUCAAACCC